Dermacentor albipictus is the source of this 2870-nucleotide messenger RNA. NCBI's taxonomy places the organism in Eukaryota, Metazoa, Arthropoda, Arachnida, Ixodida, Ixodidae. The record is from RefSeq and is a predicted model, not a curated record.
CUCUCCUUCAGCGCUUUGAUUUCGCAAUUUCUCUCAUGGAUGUGCGUCGUACUAGGAACGUGCGCGCGAAUUCCCCGUAUCGGAGGGGGGAGACGACGACCACCACCGGCGCCACUUCCGAGAGCGAGCUGACUUCGAGCACGAGGGGCUCCACGUCGCUGGCCACGACGGGGGAGCCGUCGGCGACCACGACGACGGGGCUUGUCUGGACGCCGCGGCGCUCGCUGACGGACCUGGCGCCCCCGGCCCGACCUAGACGAGUGGCGGAACCGCGUCGGGUCAGGGCGGAAGCCGACCAAGAGUCCUCAAAGCGGGCAUGCUUGGUGUGCUUCCUGUGCCUGCUGCUGUUACUGUUGCUCCUUUGUUUGCUGCUACUGCUCCUAUUGACCAACGCAGGGACGACGGAAGCCUCAAGCAAGCCAACGAUGGCUCCAACCACAACAGCCGCCACCACAACCACUACAAGCGCGGCGACGAGCACCCCAACCACCACAACAACCACCAUGACAACAACUACAACUACCACGACCACUACAACAACUACCACAUCUACCACAACAACCACCACAACCACCACAACAACCACCACAACAACCACUACUACAACCACCACUACAACAACUACUACAACCACCACAACAACCACCACAACAACCACCACAACAACCACCACAACAACCACCACUACCACUACGACAACGACAACUACCCCAACACCCACGCCGGCGAGACCAACAACCGUACAUACGAUCAGAACGACAAGGGCCCCGAACCCGAAGCUGGCGUUCCCGCUUCUCUGCACGGUCAGCACCCUCUUCCGGCAGUCGACGGCGCUUCCCAGCGACUGGGUGUGCGACUUCCUCUUCUACGAAUCGCUGUACAAGGGAAACGUGAACAUUUUGACGGAACCACUGAGUGCCGACGUGAGCCACUUCGUGCAAAGUGCCGCUCAGUACAACGCAACGGAAUUCGGCCUGUCCUUCGAGUCCGAGAGCAGCUUUUUUAUAAGCGACUACGCCACGCCAGCGUUCCAAGCCAAGGUCACAGAGGUCGGGAAACAGGGCGUGCCCCACCUGGGCAUUCUGAACAUGCUCAACGACACCACGGACAACGCGACGUUCGAACAGGCUCUGCAGAUAUUGCUGAAGUUCGACGAGUACGCGGCGUCGACGGCAACGCCGACACUGUCCCCCAUCAUCGCGUUGGGAGUCAGCGUGGAUGUGCCCAAAGUAUUCAACUGGCACAUGGACAGAAUGAGGAAGAUAUAUCUGCCUCAUUUGAUUGUGGCCGUGUCGCACCUCUCAUACCGCGAUGCCGACCGCCCGGACUGCCAGACAAUGCCGCCCAGCGUAUUGAGCCAUCCUAACCACGUCAAGUUGCUCUACGGACACACGCUGCACCAGUCCGUGACGCAGCUCGGGCAGCUGGUCCUCAACCAGCUCCACACGGCCAGGACCACCUCCGUGACAUUGAAAGGCCGCUGGUACCGGCCAAAGUAUCCCGACGUGUUGUCCGAAGACAUCGGAAACUUUACGUUCUACCAGAACUGCACAGAUUUCAAGGGCGACCAGGACGUCCCACCCGCAUUUGUUUGCCAAACGUCCCUAGAGACAAUAAAGAACAACUACAGAUACGACAAGGACCCCCGGGCUGGCAUCUCGUUCGACAAGACACUGCUACGCACCCUUACGAUGGAAACUGAGAAGAGCCUUAAAGAUAAGCUCUGCCGCUUGAAGAAGGGUCAAUUGAGGACCGAUUUCAGCCUCGCAGUGUACGACAUCGAUUUCGACUCCGCUGAUCUGGCUUGUCCCAACCUGACCAUCAGCGGUCAAUACCGGCGCUUGCAGAUGGUCCACAAGCUACGAAAUUUCUUCAAGGAUCGCUUCGAUAACGCCGCAGACCUCAGGGCAUGCCUAAGUAUAAAACUCUGAGACGUCAUGGAGCGAAACAAUGCGUCACAAUGCUCCGCCCAUUGCAUAUCGAGAGACGAACGUGGGACGUGCGUUUUCACACGCCUUAUAUAGUUUCCUGCGCCAUUGCCAGUGUCUAACCUUUAAGUGUUACAAGCACUACAUUUGACAUAGGACUGUUGAUUAUUUGAUAUAAUAUUGUUGUGAUUGUUAUCUUAUCAAUUUAUCUCUUCUUCUCAUUUGCCACCUGUUUCUCUCGCUAUAAUCGAAUACCGGGCUUUUCUGGCUCUUCGCUCUCAUUUGCGCAUGCGCAUAGUAAGUUUGCAGCUGCGCUGUGAGCAGCUUAGUACAGUUCCAAUUUAGAACCGUUGUUCUGAUUCCUCGUUUGUGGUGUCUCGUCUUGAGCUGCCGCACUGACGCUUCUUCGACAUUGUGCGCAUGCGCGAUGGGAACGGUAUCAUAUUACCCGUGACCAGCUGGUAAAUGUGAUAACGCUACUGUGGCAUUUACCCACCACGUGACACCAUAAAGAAAGAUGUUAAACAAGACGGGACACUCGGUGAAAUCUGGCAACAGUAAAGCCGUCACGCCCUUGUGUUACUCCCAUUCGUUAGUUCACGGAGCAUCGUCGAAAAAAAUAAACAAGAAUGGGAAAUUAACUUUCGGAUAGCGUUCUAUUUUUUUUUCUUUCCCACUAAAACUAAAAAGGUUUUCGUAUAAAGAACUUAUAGUUUGCGACUUAUUUCAACUGCCUUACCUAGCAACAAGCCAGGCGCGGCAGCUGCAUACGUCAUGCGUCAGAUAGGCGAUCGAAGCCAGCCAGGCCGGUUGUGCAUGUGAAGUUCGCCUGUAGGGCGACCUGUCUCUUUUGUGUGUAGACAGUCUGUCGGGCUCCUGGCGUAUUGUUGCCUUCCUUCUGCACUUAUACACGACACCACUGCACCAUUGGACUGCGGAAAG